GAAGGAGUGCAGGUUUGUUCACAGCUUCUACUCUGACCACAAUCUCCGUGUUCUAAAACAGUAUGGACUUGAGAUUUUAAACUGGAAUGAACUUCACCAGCUCUUGCUUCAAAAUGACCCUUCCCUCUUACCAGAGGUUUGCUUGCAUUAUAACAAAGGUGAUGGACCUUAUGGAUCUUGUACCUAUAAAAAGAUCUGCACCAAGCUGCAUGUUUGCCAGUUCUUUCUGCAGGGACAGUGCAGAUUUGGCAGCAGCUGCAAGCGAUCCCAUGACUUGCUAAAGUCAGAAUGUUUUGAGAAACUGGAGAGACAGGGAAUGAAUUCAUACACUAUUGAGAAGCUACUGUCCCUUUAUAGGAAUAUGUAUGACAUAAAAAAUGGCAACAGAAACAUGUAUGACAUAGAAGAUACCACGUCUUCACCCUGCAAAGAGAGAAAACACAGCUCUAGCCAAGAGUCCUCAACUAAAAAUGAUGAUGACUUGGAACAGAUCUGUUUGUAUCACCUGUACAGAAGUUGUGGCUUUAAAGAUAGAUGUAUCAGAACUCAUUUUCACUUGCCAUAUAGAUGGCAGAUGUCUGAUGAUGGUACCUGGAAGGACUUGAAGAAUAUGGAAGAAAUAGAAAAGUCAUAUUGUGACCCCAAUAACACCAGGUAUAAUCCUCCCUUUUUUAAUAGUUUUUUUAUUGGUCCUACUAUCUUGUCAUGUAUCCAUUUUUCAAAUAUGUGGUGUGGAUUUGAAAAGGUUAGACGUCUUUCUACAGUCUCCUCUGUGGCCAGACCGCCUCACUUCAUUCUUACAACAGAAUGGAUCUGGUACUGGAAAGAUGAAUAUGGCCAGUGGCAGGAAUAUGGAAAAAAAAGUGAUGAUCAUGCAGCUGCCACUGUCUCCAGUGCUGACCUGGAGAAAGCUUAUAUAGCCAAAGCUGCUUCAAAGCUGAACUUCAAAGCUGGAAGACAUGAAUAUGAACUCAAUUUUGGAGCCAUGAUUCAGAAAAACCUUCGCUAUGGAACAGAGAGAGUUGUUUGCAGAAGACCUAGAUUUGUCUCUCAGACAGAGGUAGAAAAGACAAAAGCAAGGGGCUUUAAACAUACAGAAGAAUUUAAGGGCGUUCCAGCUCACUGGGACAAAUCUGCCCUGCCUGAAGUGGGAUUCAAGCUGGUUGAGCUUGACAGUUCUUCUGAAGAAUACAAGAAAGUCAAGGUGAACUUUCAACGCACAAUGCUCAGAGCAGUUAUUAAAAGGAUUCGUAGAGUUCAGAACCCGUCUCUCUGGGAGCUGUAUCAGUGGCAGAAGGAACAAAUGCAGAAGAGCAGUGGUGGAAAGGCUGUGGAUGAGCGAUUUUUAUUUCAUGGGACUAGUAAAAAAUACAUUGAUGCCAUCUGUCAGCAAAACUUUGACUGGAGGAUCUGUGGCCUUCAUGGGACAGUCUACGGCAAAGGAAGCUAUUUUGCAAGGGAUGCAUCUUAUUCUGACAACUACUGCAGAGAAGACUCAUACACCAAGACCAUGUUUGUGGCACGUGUGCUGGUCGGGGAGUUCACUCUUGGUAGUUCUUCUUAUGUUCGCCCUCCCUUGAAGGACAGCCAAAACUUCUAUGAUAGUUGUGUGAAUAACUUUUCAAACCCUUCUAUCUUUGUCAUCUUUGAGAAGCAGCAGAUUUAUCCAGAGUAUCUCAUAGAAUACAGGGACUAGGCAUUGGUAAAAAUGCUACAGCAGCAAACCCAUCAUUAUGUUUAG
Messenger RNA from Mesitornis unicolor (brown roatelo), 1741 nucleotides. It is a transcript of the gene PARP12, whose product is annotated as poly (ADP-ribose) polymerase family, member 12. Lineage: Eukaryota; Metazoa; Chordata; Aves; Mesitornithiformes; Mesitornithidae. Gene Ontology annotation, molecular function: NAD+ poly-ADP-ribosyltransferase activity; metal ion binding. The annotation marks the transcript as partial. The record is from RefSeq and is a predicted model, not a curated record. The transcript is spliced from 11 exons.